Molecule: messenger RNA, 1784 nt
Organism: Cyprinodon tularosa
Lineage: Eukaryota; Metazoa; Chordata; Actinopteri; Cyprinodontiformes; Cyprinodontidae
Product: 5'(3')-deoxyribonucleotidase, mitochondrial-like
Exons: 5
Coding region: 393-1091 (232 amino acids)
Biological process (GO): pyrimidine deoxyribonucleotide catabolic process
Molecular function (GO): 5'-nucleotidase activity
Source: RefSeq, a predicted model, not a curated record
GAAGCGCAACUGGGGAGAUACGCGUCUGCAAAAAGGGGAACAAGGUGGUUUGUGACACUGGCUUGUAGUACAGUUUGUUCCCACAUUGGAGCCCUUCUCCCCCCGCGGUCCUCCCUGUCCGCUCACUGCUAACAGCGGUUACAGCUGACCAGCUGCUAUCAGAUACUGUUAGCCUGGCAGCUAGCCGCCGGCUCCGUUAGCUCAGCUGCUGCAGUAAAACGGCCACAACUGAAACCGAGCUCCAUUAAAGCUCGUCAUAAAUAAAACGGGAAAACUCCAGCUCCAACAGAUGUUUAUUUCUUGUUUAUUCCAUUUCCCAUGCGGACUUUGUGUCGGCUUGCUUCAGCAGCAGUGAGCUUAAAUCGGUCUAUCGGCCGCUGGAGGCUGCAGAGAUGUCGCUGUGCAGGGCUGCUACCCGCCUCCUCGGAAGACGGAAAGGCUUCCUCCCAGAACAGUUAAAGAGGAUCGCCUUCGACAUGUCCUCCUCCUCCUCCUCGGCUGCCGGUAAGAGGCUGCGGGUCCUGGUUGACAUGGAUGGGGUGCUGGCGGACUUUGAGGGGGGGUUCCUGAGAAAGUACCGGGCGAGAUACCCGGACGAUCCCUUCGUCCCGCUGGAUGACAGGAGAGGCUUCUGGGUGUCAUCGCAGUACGGCCAGCUGAGGAGCGACCUCUGUGAAAAAGCCAUCAGUAUCUGGGAGUCCAAAGGCUUCUUCAUAGACUUGGAUCCUCUGCCUGGAGGCGUGGAGGCGGUGAAAGAGAUGGCCAGGAUGGAUGACACAGAUGUCUUUAUUUGCACCAGCCCCAUUAAACAUUACAAACACUGCCCAUAUGAGAAGUACGCCUGGGUGGAGAAACAUUUCGGUCCUAACUUUCUGGAGCAGGUCAUCCUGACCAGAGACAAAACCCUGAUUGCUGGUGACCUCCUCAUAGACGACAAGCCUGACAUUCAGGGUGUGGAACCGAGACCAGUUUGGGAACACAUCCUGUUCACUGCCUGCCACAACAAGCAUCUGUCCGUCGUUCCCUCACAGAGACGCCUCCUGUCUUGGUUGGACGACUGGCGUGCCGUCCUGGACAGCAAAAGGCAGUGAGGGAUCCUGAUUCCCCCGCAUCCUUUGCACGCUGGUAACCAGGACAACCAGAGGGUCAUGGACGGCACGUCGUCUCACUGUUAAAGUUGCGUCAGGAUGAAUGGAUCAACCUUUCCUGGAAAAAAAGAAAAAAAAAAAACUAAAGUGUGCUGCAGGCUUGAGAGAAAAAGUUCCCUAUUUUUACCACUAGAUGGCAGUGUGACACAGGCUGAGAAGAUACUGACUGCUACACUUCCACUAAGCAAAAACUGAAUAAUUGCAUGUCGGUUUUAAUGACAGCCUUUUUGUUCCUACAUUUAGACCUUUCCACAUAGAAUCCGUCCCGUUUUAUUUUUAGACUGGAGUAAAGGUUUAUUCAUAGCAUCAUUACAAAAAGGCCAGUUGCAUAAAUGCGUCUGAACUGUGAUUCACCCACAAACAUCAGGGCUCAUCACACAGGAAAGUGAACAAAAAUAGCCUCCCAGACCUGGGAUAGUGCGAGUCGGUGCACAAGACUAAGUGUUGCUAAUUUCACAUCCACCUGAUUGAAACACGCCCGUAACUCAGAGAGGUUUACACCCAGUCUAUAGCGGCACCAAUGUUUUACUUUUAAUGUUGCACCUAAAUAUGACUGAAUAUAAAUAUUUUAAAUGUAGAGCACAAUGGAGCUAAUUUGUCUUUGGCAUGCUCCAUUAAUAAAGUCUUUAAAAAGUA